Molecule: messenger RNA, 2511 nt
Organism: Puma concolor (puma)
Lineage: Eukaryota; Metazoa; Chordata; Mammalia; Carnivora; Felidae
Gene: BICD2
Product: BICD cargo adaptor 2
Biological process (GO): microtubule-based movement; protein localization to Golgi apparatus; regulation of microtubule cytoskeleton organization
Cellular component (GO): Golgi apparatus; cytosol
Molecular function (GO): dynactin binding; dynein complex binding; cytoskeletal adaptor activity
Source: RefSeq, a predicted model, not a curated record
AUGUCGGCGCCGUCGGAGGAGGAGGAGUACGCGCGGCUGGUGAUGGAGGCGCAGCCCGAGUGGCUGCGCGCUGAGGUGAAGCGGCUGUCGCACGAGCUGGCCGAGACCACGCGCGAGAAGAUCCAGGCGGCCGAGUACGGGCUGGCGGUGCUGGAGGAGAAGCACCAGCUCAAGCUGCAGUUCGAGGAGCUCGAGGUGGAUUACGAGGCCAUCCGCGGCGAGAUGGAGCAGCUCAAGGAGGCAUUUGGACAGGCGCACACGAACCACAAGAAGGUAGCCGCGGACGGCGAGAGCCGGGAGGAGAGUCUGAUCCAGGAGUCGGCCUCCAAGGAGCAGUACUAUGUGCGCAAGGUGCUGGAGCUGCAGACGGAGCUGAAGCAGCUGCGGAACGUGCUCACCAACACUCAGUCGGAGAGCGAGCGCCUGGCGUCCGUGGCGCAGGAGCUGAAGGAGAUCAACCAGAACGUGGAGACCCAGCGUGGCCGGCUGCGGGAUGAUAUCAAGGAGUACAAGUUCCGAGAGGCCCGUCUGCUGCAGGACUACUCGGAGCUGGAGGAGGAGAACAUCAGCCUGCAGAAGCAGGUGUCCGUGCUCAGGCAGAACCAGGUGGAGUUCGAGGGCCUCAAGCACGAGAUCAAGCGUCUGGAGGAGGAGACCGAGUACCUCAACAGCCAGCUGGAGGACGCCAUCAGGCUCAAGGAGAUCUCGGAGCGGCAGCUGGAGGAGGCGCUGGAGACGCUGAAGACAGAGCGCGAGCAGAAGCUCAGUCUGCGCAAGGAGCUGUCCCACUACAUGAGCAUCAACGACUCCCUCUACACCAGCCACCUGCACGUCUCCCUGGACGGCCUCAAGCUUGGCGACGACGCUGAGGCUCUGGCCAACGGCUUCGAGCACGGCGGCCUGGCCAAGCUGCCGCUCGACAACAGAACCUCCACGCCCUCCAAGGACGGUCUCGCCCCGCCCUCCCCCAGCCUGGUGUCCGACCUCCUCAGCGAGCUCAACAUCUCCGAGAUCCAGAAGCUGAAGCAGCAGCUGGUGCAGCUGGAGCGGGAGAAGAUGGGCCUGCUGACGACACUGCAGGACACACAGAAGCAGCUGGAGCAGGCGCGGGGCGCCCUGUCGGAGCAACACGAGGAGGUGAGCCGCCUCACGGAGAACCUCAGUGCCCUGCGGCGCCUGCAGGCCGGCAAGGAACGGCGGACGGCCCUGGACAGCGAGAAGGAGCGGGACAGCCAUGAGGAUGGUGACUACUAUGAGGUGGACAUCAACGGCCCUGAGAUCCUGGCUUGCAAGUACCGCGCGGCCCUGGCAGAGGCCACUGAGCUCCGAGAGCAGCUGAAAGCCCUGCGCAGUGCACAUGAGGCUGGCGAGGCCCGGCACGCGGAGGAGAAGGGCCAGCAUGAGGCCGAGAGCCAGGCGCUCACCGAGAAGGUCUCCCUGCUGGAGAAGGCCGGCCGCCAGGACCGCGAGCUGCUGGCCCGGCUGCAGGCGGAGCUGAAGAAGGUGAGUGAUGUUGCGGGUGAGACGCAGGGCAGCCUGAGCGUGGCCCAGGACGAGCUGGUGACCUUCAGCGAGGAGCUGGCCAACCUCUACCACCACGUGUGCAUGUGCAACAACGAGACACCCACCCGCGUCGUGCUGGACUACUACCGAGAGGGCGCAGCUGGCGCCGGCCACGGCAGCCCUGAGGCCCGCGAGCGCCGCUCGCCUGUCCUGCCCAAAGGACCGCCGGCCGCGGAGGCUGGGGCCGGGGACAGCAGCCCUUCGCCCAGCCCUUCCCUGCCCUCGCCCCUGAGUGACCCACGCCGGGAGCCCAUGAACAUCUACAACCUGAUCGCCAUCAUCCGCGACCAGAUCAGGCACCUGCAGGCAGCCGUGGACCGCACCACGGAGCUGUCGCGGCAGCGCCUGGCCUCCCAGGAGCUGGGCCCUGCCUCGGAUAAGGACCGGGAGGCACUCAUGGAGGAGAUCCUCAAGUUGAAGUCUCUGCUGAGCACCAAGCGGGAGCAGAUCACCACGCUGCGCACGGUCCUCAAGGCCAACAAGCAGACGGCCGAGGUGGCCCUGGCCAACCUGAAGAGCAAGUACGAGAAUGAGAAGGCCAUGGUGACCGAGACCAUGAUGAAGCUGCGUAACGAGCUGAAGGCCCUCAAGGAGGACGCGGCCACCUUCUCCUCGCUGCGGGCCAUGUUUGCCACCAGGUGUGACGAGUACAUCACGCAGCUGGAUGAGAUGCAGCGGCAGCUGGCAGCCGCCGAGGACGAGAAGAAGACGCUCAACUCUCUGCUGCGCAUGGCCAUCCAGCAGAAGCUGGCGCUGACCCAGCGGCUGGAACUGCUCGAGCUGGACCACGAGCAGACCCGGCGGGGCCGCGCCAAGGCCGCCUCCAAGGCCAAGCCGGGCACCCCGAGCGUAAGUCACACCUGCGCCUGCGCCAGCGACAGGGCCGAGGGUGCCGGGCUCGCCACCCAGGUGCUCUGCGGCGAGAAGUAUAACAUUUACUGCGAUUAG